This is a messenger RNA of Procambarus clarkii (red swamp crayfish), 3339 nucleotides long. Its product is annotated as Vesicle-associated membrane protein 7. Gene Ontology annotation, cellular component: SNARE complex; membrane. Lineage: Eukaryota; Metazoa; Arthropoda; Malacostraca; Decapoda; Cambaridae. Gene Ontology annotation, molecular function: SNAP receptor activity; SNARE binding. The record is from RefSeq and is a predicted model, not a curated record. Gene Ontology annotation, biological process: vesicle fusion; exocytosis.
AAGCCGCAGCCACUUGGUUCUUUCGAAGGCGGGAACAUAUGAUUCAGGCCUGCCAGUAAACAAAGUCGGGCGUGAGAGAGACUGCGACUUCUCUACUUCGCCUUACUUUACAUUUCUCGGAUCGGAUACUUGCAUUAAUCAACGGCAUUGCAGAAAUGCCUCUUCUGUAUGGUGUGAUUGCCAGGGGCACAACGGUCCUUGCACGAUAUGCAACGUGUGCCGGAAAUUUUGCAGAGGUAACAGAGCAGAUUUUGGCAAAGAUCACUCCAGGAGAAUCUGGACGCCUUACAUAUUCUCACGGGUCAUAUCUGUUCCACUAUGUUGCUGAGGAUGGCGUAGUGUUUUUGUGCAUCACUGAUGACGAGUUUGAGAGGCAAAGGGCGUUUUUGUUCCUGGAAGAUGUGAAGCAGAGGUUCCAGGUCACAUAUGGAGCUCGUAUCCACAAUGCACUACCGUAUGCUAUGAACAGCGAGUUUGCUCAGGUUCUUGCAAGUCAGAUGAAACACUACACUGAGUCACGAGACAUUGACAAGAUCUCUCGUCUACAAGGUGAAGUGAGUGACGUGAAGGACAUCCUUGUUAAGAACAUUGAGAACCUAGCAUGUAGAGGGGAAAGACUUGAACUCUUGAUAAACAAGACGGAGAACCUGAACACCUCGGCUGUCACGUUCAAGACUACAAGCCGCACAUUAGCCAGAAGCCUUUGGUGGAAGAAUGUUCGCAUCAUCAUAGUCAUUGUCUUGGGAAUUGGGGCGAGCAUUUAUAUAAUAGGUGCAAUGGUGUGUGGCCUUGCAUGGCAGCAGUGUACGAAGUAGGAGUUGUGCCUUUGACAAGUGAUCAUACUGCAGACAGAUGCUUAUACACAUUUUAUGUUCAUGUUAGAGAGUUGGAUGUUGACUACGAUCUUCACUCUUCAUGUUGGCGUUGUGAGGAAUUACUUUAUAUUGGGUGCAUGCUGUCACGCAAAAUCAUGUCACUUGUAAUCAUUCGGUAAGUGUUUAAUGAUUGAUUAAGAUCUGGUUGUUGAAUUGUCUGAUAAAACUAUCCCCAUUUUCUGUAUUUAAGUUGAAUUGUUAAUCAUAGCAAUUAUUAAUAUUUUCUGCUUUUUGAAUCAUUGAGUUUUGUCUUUUAAGUUCAAUAUCUUGUACGACCAAGUUAUAUUUUUAAUUAAGUGACAAAUGUAAAUCUCAAAUGACAUGUUUCAUAAAAUUGUUGUUUUAAUUGUUAUUGUAACAUAAAACCAUAUUUAAUAACAAAUGUUUAAUACAUUUGAUAAUAUCUAGUUACUGAAAGUUAAAAAAAAAUAUUAAUAUGGAAAUAAUGACAUUUAUAAGGUUAAUUUUGUGAUGGAUAAAACUUGGUGCAUAAAGGUAAAUGAUUGUGUUUGUAGUUUCUAUAUAUAAUCUCGUAUUGAGAUGUACUUAUUUUCAUUAUUAUUGUGAUCAUAUCAAAAGAUUACCAAAUGGAUGUUGUUGUAGUUUUCUGAAUCAUAGCAAGUAAAUCUCUUGCCUACUCAUAAUAGACUGGCCAGUUACAUAGGAUUACAUAAUAAUGUGUCACUGUACAGUUCUUUGCUGUACUUGCCUAAUAGCCCCUAGAGAUUUAUUGCAUGCUUCCUCUGUAUGGGGAGACCAUCUUUUACAUACAUAUAUAUUUAUGACAGUAUCAGACCACGGAGGAAGAAUUGAAACAGGAAUUACCUUAAGUACUUUCGUAUAUUAUCCUUCCUUCUGAAGAUGUAUUAAUAUAUGAAAGUACUUAAGGAAAUUCCUGUUUCAAUUCUUCCUCCGUGGUCUGACACUGUCACAUUUUUCAUCACGUGUUAAUUUUUGUGAUUUACACACAUAUAUAUAUUUAUAUAUAAAUAUUGUACACACACUCAAAAGUGGUUCAGUUAUGCGUAAUAAACUAUAAUACACUCGCAACGAAAACCCAAUUGCUUGCAUUCAUAUAUAAAAAUAUUGAACUGUUGUAUUUAAGAUUUUUGUAAAUUGUGAUUAAUAAAUAUAAUUCAAUAAUCUUAAAGCUUUUACAAGACAUACACACACAUGCUGUAUUUUAAUUUUAGCACAUACUGUAUUGUUUUUUUGGUUAUAAAACUGGGCUGAAUACUCAAAGGAAAAUAAAUGUUUUUAAAGUAAUUAUUAAUAACAUCUGGCAUCACACUUACUGUGAUGCCAGAUAGUGUCAUCAAAAAUAUCAUACAAGUACAGUACAAGGCUUUACGGCUGACGAUGCCUUAUUCUGGAUGAGCUCAUCCCAAGGGAACUACCUACAGUAUACUCUUGUAUACUGUGCCUACAGUAUACUCUUGUAUACUGUGUAUACAGUAUACUCUUGUAUACUGUGUGGUGUUUAUCUGUAUGUCAGCAGCUCUUAUGUCAGGUCUUGCAAAGAUCAGUGCAGCGGUCUCAUUGUAUUGUUGAUUUGUACAGUAUUGGAAGAAAUCUUAGGAUGGUUAAAUUGAUGAUGGACCUGAGACCCUGUGGGUAUGAUGUUCAAGUGUGGUGUUGGUUCAACAUAAAUUCAACGUUGAAUCUGUGUUGAAUUGACAUUGCUUUUGGAUCUUGGGCUCACUGGGAAGCUGCUUGUGUGAAGGAAUAUCAUUAUGUAUACUUACUAGUCGUUUUCUAAUACCCACUUAGUUAUUGGCUGUAAAAAAAAUUAUUUAUUUUGGAGUCGCUGGUUUUUUAUUUUUAUUUUUGCUUUGGUUAUAUAGGGAAAAGAUGUUUUUGAAUUCUUAUAUACUAUUAUCAUUACCUGUUAGCGAGAUGAAGAGUCCAGUUCUGGUAUGAGUUAAUUACUGUACUGGAAUGAUUAUAAUGAGUCCUUGUACAUAGCUGUAUUAAAAAAAUAAAUUUUUAGUUAGAAGCGUUAGAUAUGGACAUGACGAAAUCAGGUGCAUGGUUUUAAGUGGUAAAUACCUAGUGGGCACCCUCGGUGGAAUGCAACCGACCUGACAUAAACGGUGCAUCAACUCGGUCGCUUUAAACGAGCAGUGACCACUGGGUAGGUUUGUAUAUAAUAUACUGUACUGUGAUAGUACCCUUUAUUUAGUUCACCAUAAAUCUCUGUGCUUAGUAUAGACAAGAUGGGAACUUGCUGAGGAAGAGUAGGACAGCUGUAUCUGCAGAGUAUUUUCUUCCUUAAUGAGUUCUUCAUUAAUUAGACUAAUCUUGAAAGAAAUUAUUCUUUUAGGAUAAUAAAGAUGCAGUGAUAUAGUUUAGUUAAUAGUCAAUAUGUAACUAGUGUGUCAGGUUUGUGGCAGUUUAAGAUUUUUUAUUGCAUGUAAUAUUUGAAAUCAUGAGAGAUACUUUGAAUAAAGUUUCUGAAGCAAAA